Phycomyces blakesleeanus NRRL 1555(-) is the source of this 930-nucleotide messenger RNA. RefSeq lists its product as hypothetical. Lineage: Eukaryota; Fungi; Mucoromycota; Mucoromycetes; Mucorales; Phycomycetaceae. The coding region runs from base 1 to 930 and encodes 309 amino acids. The transcript is spliced from 5 exons. The record is from RefSeq and is a predicted model, not a curated record.
AUGGCUAUCCGGAUUAGUCCAGAUGAAUGUUCAUCUGCCAAACAUGCAAUGCAUCAAGAACCUCUAUCUCUUGGCACCAUCAUUGACAUGGUUAUAUCAACUCUUGACAAAAAUUAUACUUGGCGCCAUGCCUCGAACUCUCAAAGUUUUAUUUUUAUCUUCUUCAGUCAUUAUAUUGUAUGUAUCCUCAAAUUAAUAUAUCACUCACAACAUAUAGCAGGUCUGUGCACAUGUAACCAGAUCAGCUUUGGUACCAGUGGAAAUAGGCAAAACCCCACUGUAAAAUGCGGAAUAUUCACAAUAGUAUGCCUGAAUUUCCCCAUGUGUAUUUAUUGUUAUUUUUCCAGUGCUUACCUCGACAAGACUAUCUCAAAAGACCCACAUGUCAUAGCCAACCAGACAGCAGACCAACUGGAAAAUGUUGGUAGAGCCAGGGAAGCUGCUGAGUUGUGCAUGAGCGUCAUGAGCUCAAAGGACAAAGAAAAAUGGGACGCAGUGAUCAAGAAAGUAUUGUUUGAGAUUGGUAAUCACGUCAAGCUCACGCAUGAAGGUCGUUUUGGUUUGGAGCCACAGUUCAAGGGUCCAUUUAUUGUGAUGAACAAGAACAACAAAUAUGGUACGUAUCAGCUCAAAACCAUGGAAGGAAAACCUCUUGCAUCAUGGGUUCACGUCGACUGGUUAUACAAGACAAAUGGUGAUGCCCCUAAUGACACUUGGUACAAUCCAACCGCCUAUUGCUCAGCCUGGCUUGCUGCCAUGACACUCCUUGACACCAAAAUUCCAAAUGACGCGGUUGACCCUGUGGCUUCACCUGAUGACAUUGGUGCUCAUGGACAAUCACAAAGCCAGGAGGGGAUAAUGUCAGAGUUGACAUUGGUAACCAAAAUCGGGAGUUACAAGCAACCAGCAAUGGUUGACUUUUUAGGAUAA